Messenger RNA from Acanthosepion pharaonis, 456 nucleotides. The record is from the annotation of a GenBank genome assembly. NCBI's taxonomy places the organism in Eukaryota, Metazoa, Mollusca, Cephalopoda, Sepiida, Sepiidae.
AUGGAAUUCUGUUCAUAUCUCUAUCUAUCUAUCUAUCUAUUUUUUAUCUAUCUAUCUAUUAGUUUGUUCAUAUCUAUGUCUGUUCAUAUCUAUCUAUCUACCUCAUACUAUCAUUUUUCUAUCUAUCUAUCUAUCUUUCUUCGUCUAGCCUAUUACAAUAAACGUUCAACCAUCACAGCCGUGAAGUUCAGACCGCGAUCCGUCUUCUUUUGCCCGGAGAAUUGGCUAAACAUGCCGUUUCUGAAGGAACCAAGGUUGUUACCAAAUACACCAGCACCAAGAAGCAUUGGAAUUUUAUAUAAAUAUAUAAAUUUUCCCCUCCCUUUCCUUCUUUCUCUCAUUGUCUCUCUCAAUUCUUUCUUCCUCUCUCUCUCUCUAUCUAUCUAUCUAUCUCUUCAUUUUCCCACUCUUUUUCGUCUUUUUGCCUGUACAUCUCCCCACGUCACCUUCUCUUAA